Messenger RNA from Aspergillus terreus NIH2624, 633 nucleotides. Its product is annotated as guided entry of tail-anchored proteins factor 1. Lineage: Eukaryota; Fungi; Ascomycota; Eurotiomycetes; Eurotiales; Aspergillaceae. The record is from RefSeq and is a predicted model, not a curated record. Gene Ontology annotation, cellular component: GET complex. Gene Ontology annotation, biological process: tail-anchored membrane protein insertion into ER membrane. Bases 1 to 633 code for a protein of 210 amino acids. The transcript is spliced from 3 exons.
AUGUUGUCCCUCAUCUGGACGGUUUUCUUCGUCCAUGUCGCUAUAUAUCUGAUCAAUACCAUCGGAGCCAGCACGAUCGACGGUCUGUUAUGGCUUCUGUAUCUGAAACUCCCGACGUCGACAUCGAAAUGCGCCCAGGAACAAACCCGGCUCAAACGCGAGGUCGUCCAACUAAAGCGAGAGAUGAACAACACGAGUUCGCAGGACGAGUUUGCAAAGUGGGCUAAGAUCCGCAGACGGCACGACAAGACAAUGGAAGAAUACGAGAAGAUCAGUACGAUUGCUCUCCUUCUCCUUAGAGAUACUGACAAGACCCUCAACGCGCAGAAAACGUCCUUCGACUGGAGCGUCAAAAUCGCCCGAUGGCUCAGCACGAACGGCCUCAAGAUCUUCCUGCAGUUCUGGUACUCGAAAACCCCCGUCUUCGCCCUCCCACAAGCCUGGUUCCCCUACUACGUCGAAUGGGUCCUAUCCUUCCCGCGGGCGCCCAUGGGAUCGGUGAGCAUCCAGGUCUGGAGCAACGUGUGUGCUACGGCGAUUUCGGUGCUCGCAGAGAUUGUCACUGCAGCUUUUAUGCAGAUGGCAAGCAGGACGGCUGUCCCGGUUGCAGCAGAGGAUAAAAAGGAGCUAUGA